Phoenix dactylifera (date palm) is the source of this 2245-nucleotide messenger RNA. The record is from RefSeq and is a predicted model, not a curated record. Lineage: Eukaryota; Viridiplantae; Streptophyta; Magnoliopsida; Arecales; Arecaceae.
AUGAAGCCCGGAUUCAACAGUUCAAAGAGAGCAUCUCACCUAAUGUUAUAAUUAGCGAGACAGUAGAGUUAGAUUGAUUGUUUAUAUAUGUACAAUUUUUGAAAGUUGUAAACAGAUGUAAACAUAUGAAGACUGUUGUUUCCGUUGAGAUUUCAGAUGUAAACAGAAACAUACUUAAGAGCUGGUGGGAGCAAACAAAUCAAACAGGGGAACUAAUAGACCUUUCUGAUGUGCAAGAACUUAACGGUGACAAGCUUGAGCAGAUGAUUAACACAUUUGGUGGGUUUGAUCUGGUUAUUGGUGGAAGUCCAUGUAAUAAUCUUUCAGGUAGCAACCGCUAUAGUCGUGAUGGGCUGGAGGGCAUUAUCAUUUCUUUUGUUGGAAAAGAGGGCUCUGUGAUGUUCUUGGUCAGGUUCUAAAAUGGCUGUCAGAGUUUUCAGAAAAGCUGCAAAAGAGAGCAGAUAAUGCUACGAUGGAAAUAAAUGGACUGUUGGACGAGGCUGGAGUUGUAGAACUAGAUCUGAAGAACACUUAUAAUUCCUUCCGCACCCUCUCAUAUCAUCAAUUUGUUGAUCAUAAGAUAUCUGAUGAAGAUGAUGUGGAUUCCUAUAUGAAGGAUAGUGCUAAAAGUUCAGUUCAAGCAGACAUACCUGCCCAGGAUUAUGAAACAGAUAUAUUGCCCAGAUAUAAGGAAGCUUUAUCAUUGGGUCUGACUUCUUGUAGAAGUCACUUACAGAGUACAAAGAAAAGCCAUUUGACCACUUCUGUUUUCAGAACUGGGUUAGCAAAUGGUCCACUACCACAUAUUAUUGGAUCUGAAGAAUAUAUGCAUGAUAAUAGCUGUGGGUUGACAGAGGACUUUGCAUUGGGGACUUUGCCACUUGAUUUCAGCUGGAUAGUGGACUCAAAAGGAACAUCUUCAGAAGCAGAAGGGCAUGGUCCAUCUGAUUUGUUUAGUUCCCCCAUGUCUGGAAUGCAACAAGGUUUGUCUGAGAAGGAUGGGACUGAGCCUUUAGUGUCUGCCGCAUUGGAUUUUAAAGCCAUGCUUGAAGCAGCACUUCUAAAUCCUUACAAAUUUUAUGAUGAGGAAAAUUUGUCAGCAAACAAUGCUGUAAGUGAUGAUAGGGGCACUGGACAAACACAUAUGGAUGCGGUGAUAAUAUCAGGAGCACCAGAAGCCGUUUCACGUGGUAGUCCUCGAAACCGUGGUGUUAUUGAGGAGAAAGCUGUUCCUGCCACUGAAGGAAAUCUGACUUCCCUUCAAGACCCAGAUAUUCAUGCCAAUGAACUUUAUUCUGCACUAGUCUCUGGGAGUCUAUUUGAUGCUGAAGGUGAAGAGGAUUCCCUCUCUUUUUGUCAAAAUGAGCCUGAUGACAUUUCUGCCUCAGUUGCAGAUUCCAUUUCUGCACAUGCAAGCAUGAUGGGUGCGAAUGAGAUUGUAGAUGGCACCCAAUCCUUAAAUAUUCAUGAGAAUCUGGGUUCUUCUGAUCAGAGUACGACGGUGCAUGUUAGUGCUGACACUUCCGUCGGCAUCAAUGAGGAAGGUGGACAGAAAGCUCCUCUGGGAGAUGUCAAUGCCUUGGAGAAGGAUGGAUCUUUAAUGAGCCAGACCUUAUCUUCACACAAACUAAAAGAUGCUUCGUCGUCAUUUGUUACUAGCAGUGAUGACAUUCGGUCUCAUAACUAGGCAUCGGAAAGUUCAGAACGUAAACCACCUGCUCAUGAUCCAUGGAUAUUUCGAGAUAUCAAGGAGCUAACGUUUCAAUCUUCUGCUGAUGCCCACAUAUGUGAUAACAAUUCAUCUCAGUUUUGAAGGAUCUUUGCCUGAUCACUCUGAGGAGCAAUCUGGUUUAUCUCAUUGUGAUGAUGAGGGCAAAUAAGAACAAUUUGUCAUGUUUUGGUAUCUAGUUACCCAGGUUCAUUGGUUAUUGUUUUGACAGGAGGUGGUAAUGGUUGUUGGCGUUCGGUUUAAACACGAUCGCAUUGCUAACUGCUUGGUCAAAAUGCUUCUGGAAUCAAAAUUCAAGAUAGAUGGUGGGUUUAUAUAUUGUCUGAUUGUCACAUCAUCUCUACUCUGACAGAAUUUCAAUUUUUUUGGAAGAUGCAAGGAGGUGAGCCUCCCUGUUUUUACAGUGAAGGAACGAUUUAAGUCGAAUGGAGAACUUGUUGAAGUAAUGAUAAUUUAUCUUCAAUUUGUCACUGUAAACUAUCUCCAUAGUCUUUGCAUAUAAAUUUUAUUUAUCAA